Molecule: messenger RNA, 3207 nt
Organism: Coregonus clupeaformis (lake whitefish)
Lineage: Eukaryota; Metazoa; Chordata; Actinopteri; Salmoniformes; Salmonidae
Product: cyclic AMP-responsive element-binding protein 1
Exons: 8
Coding region: 214-1182 (322 amino acids)
Biological process (GO): regulation of transcription by RNA polymerase II
Cellular component (GO): nucleus; ATF4-CREB1 transcription factor complex
Molecular function (GO): cAMP response element binding; DNA-binding transcription factor activity, RNA polymerase II-specific; protein binding
Source: RefSeq, a predicted model, not a curated record
GUUCAGAUUCGAGCCCUGUCGAUAGAAAUGAUUUUCGUCGUCUCCCUCGUUCUCCGUGUUGUUGUUCAUCUCCGUGACGCGACAGAGGUGUAGCCUGACGCGGUCUCUUACGUGUCGGUCUGAAUAAAAGUGGAGCUCGGAGGACCCGGGAGUGACGAAGCGAGUCUGUGUCGGGCUCUCCAGAGUUCUCCACCCUCCAAUCCAGCCAACUAAAUGACCAUGGAAGCGGGCGCCGAUACACAGCAGGGUGGUGACACAGCUGUUUCUGAGUCUGAGGCCCAGCAGAUCACACUGGCCCAGGUGUCUAUGGCUGCAGCACAGGUCUCCUCCAGUGGCCCUACAGUCACCCUAGUGCAGUUACCCAACGGUCAGACGGUUCAGGUUCACGGGGUCAUCCAGGCCUCCCAGCCCUCGGUCAUCCAGUCGCCUCAAGUGCAGACUGUCCAGAUUUCUACAGUUGCAGAGGAUUCCCAGGACUCCCAGGAGUCGGUGGACAGUGUGACAGACUCUCAGAAGAGGAGGGAGAUUCUGUCCAGACGCCCUUCCUACAGGAAGAUCCUGAACGACCUGUCGUCUGACGUGUCGGCGGUCCCGCCGAUCGAGGAGGAGAAAUCGGAGGACGACUCGACCCCCGCCAUCACCACCGUUACUAUGCCCACAUCAUGCCCCAUCUACCAGACGGCCAGCGGCCAGUACAUCGCCAUCACCCAGGGCGGCGCCAUCCAGCUGGCCAAUAACGGUACGGAUGGCAUGCAGGGGAUGCAGACGCUGACCAUGACCAACGCGGCGGGCGCCCAGCAGGGCACCACCAUACUGCAGUACGCUCAGACCUCCGAUGGACAGCAGAUCCUGGUGCCCAGCAACCAGGUGGUAAUGCAAGCUGCCUCUGGAGAAGUGCAGACCUACCAGAUCCGUACAGCCAACACCAGCAGCAUGACUCCUGGGAUGGUGAUGGCCUCCUCUCCAGCCCUGUCCGGCCAGGAAGGCCCAGAGGUAGUCGUCACCCGCAAGAGGGAGGUCAGACUGAUGAAGAACAGGGAGGCGGCCCGGGAGUGUCGCCGGAAGAAGAAGGAGUACGUCAAGUGUCUAGAGAACCGUGUGGCCGUUCUGGAGAACCAAAACAAAACCCUCAUUGAGGAACUGAAGUCACUUAAAGACUUGUACUGCCACAAAUCAGAGUAGUGCCCCCCCCCCCCAGGCCCUGAGUGGUGUGUCCCCCAUGUACAGAGACUCACCACAGAGCCAUGCAUCUGGCACCACCCUCCCCCCUUUCUAUCUGGGUUUUCUUUUUAAAAAGCGCUACCAGUCUAGAAGACCUACAGGAAGAGGAAAACCAACAAGGAAAACCUUACACAAUUUCUCCACUUUUUCAUGAGUACUCCUAAAAAUGACCUAAUUAUUACCCCUAAAAAGGAUGCCCUCAUGAGUACCCCUAAAAAGGAUGACCUCAUGAGUACCCCUAAAAAGGAUGACCUCAUGAGUACCCCUAAAAGGAUGACCUCAUGAGUACCCCUAAAUGGAUGACAUUAUGAGUACUUACCAUCAUGAGUACCCCUAAAAAGGAUGAGGUGGAGCACGCACUGUUUCUCCACCAAUAGAAUGGGGCCCCUAGUGGAGUGGAAUGUGGGAUCUUACAGUGGAAGGUAUCAUGUAUAUCCACUACACUGCUGCUAACUAACCAGUCUCAAGAUGUCAGAUACCAGGAAAACACCAGCCGUGGAGGACUAGGACCCCUCUGCCCACCAUUAACUACCCUAUAGAAUUAUUCUGAGUUUGGCCUGUCUGCCUGCGCCACACGUUGGAAAUGAAUUUGGAAAGAUUGUCAUCUUUUUGAGUGCUACACUAUUUAGUAUUUAGGCUGAUGAUUGGUUUAACUCUUCUGUUACUUACGCUUUAUGUGGACUGUAGAUCCCAACCACUGUCAUAUGAAAUGUAUUAUCUUUGAGCUUGAGUUGGGUUAUCAUGUAUUGCAUUUUUCUGCUUGCAAACUUUUGUUAUUCUGCUUUGUGUUACCAGCCUUGCUAAGUUGGGGGAAAACACAUCUGGUGGCUGUUUUGGGGUAGGGGUAGGAGAUGGAUCGUGGGUGGAUUGACUGUAUCAACUAACAGGCAUUAAAAGGUAAACUCAGCGAUAUUACUUAGAUGCAGAAAGUAAACAGCAUAGUGGGUAAAUUUCCGCAACAACUAAGAGCGUUGAAGAGCGAGGCUCAACUUCUCCGCUGUUUUGGUGCCCUGGCUACCACGCUGUAUACAGCGUGAAGAGAACCUGGGCACAUGCGCAGAUACUGUGCGAGAGCGAAGUGUUGCAUCUCGCUCAUCUCAAUAUCUCUGGUGCUGCUCGUGGCAAAGUCAUUUCGCUGAGUCUACCCUUUUUAACGAGUUGUGCUAAUGUAUACUACCAUGCAGCUGACAGGAAGAGUUCUGAAAAAUGACUGAAGGGCAGGCUAUGGGUGUUGUAUAGUGUGUUUUUGGGCAUUCAUGUAAUGUAUAAUAUGUCUGAGGUAGAGUGUGUUUGAGCCUCCAUGUUUGUUUCUCGAUGGCCUGAACAGGCAUGAGGCAUAAUCAUAUUGGAGGAUGUCCGAACUUCCACUUAACUUAGUCAUCAUGCGUUGAAGUCAAUGGGAGACUAAAGUGAACGUUAAGAUUAGCCCCACAAUCCCACUUGUUCAUCUGUUGUGCCUCAAACACUUCUGACAGGACAAGGGAUUAAGCAUUUUUUUAAAUCAUGUGGUUAAAAUGGACAAUUUGCUUGGAUCUGCAGUAAUGUCGUAGACCAAAAUUUUCAGAUCCAUCGCUGACAUUGACUGAAAAGUCAACAAACGUGGGAUUACACCAGGGGCGCGUUCAGCAGCUCACAACAAUGUGGAACAGAUAGAAAUGUUCAGCUAGAACUGUUUUGUAGAACAGACAUGCCUUUCUGACAUGUGAAAUAAGGAUUAAUGUCAGCUCUAUUCACUAUUUUUAUCUGCAACGUUCUAUUUGCUUACUGAACCCAGUCUUCUGUUUGAUUGGACAACAGAAUGCCAUAUUGUAUUAUUUUGUUUUUACAUAGCCAUCUGUCAAUGUAUAUGCAUCUUAUUUUUAAAACACUUGCCAUUUCUGUUCAUAUUUUGUAAACAUUGUAUUUCUGAAAAAGCAAAACAAUUAUAUUAGUUUUCUUCAACUAUUGUUUUUGGCAGCUGUUAAUAAAUGUGUUUCUGGUAUUAUU